Molecule: messenger RNA, 921 nt
Organism: Malaclemys terrapin pileata
Lineage: Eukaryota; Metazoa; Chordata; Testudines; Emydidae
Product: olfactory receptor 5V1-like
Exons: 1
Coding region: 1-921 (306 amino acids)
Biological process (GO): G protein-coupled receptor signaling pathway
Cellular component (GO): membrane
Molecular function (GO): G protein-coupled receptor activity; olfactory receptor activity
Source: RefSeq, a predicted model, not a curated record
AUGGAGUUGGAAAAUCAAACCACUGUGACUGAGUUUAUUCUCUUGGGAUUUUCAAGUGAUCCGCAGCUCCAGAUUUUCCUUUUUGUGGUGUUUUUAAUCAUUUACCUUAUUACCCUGGUGGGGAACAUGCUGAUCAUGCUGGUGAUAAGGGCUGAUUCUCAUCUCCACACCCCCAUGUAUUUCUUUCUAAGUAAUUUAUCCUUCCUUGAUAUCUGUUUUUCCACAGUCACAGUGCCUAAGAUGCUGGAGAGCUUCCUAGCAAAAUGGAAAACCAUUUCUGUUGGUGGCUGCAUUGUCCAGCUCUUCUUCUUUCUCUUGUCAGGCUGUGCAGAAGUUUUCAUGCUCUCAGCGAUGGCUUAUGACCGAUUUGCUGCCAUAUGCCACCCACUGCAUUACUUGGUAACUAUGAAGAAGCAGGUGUGCAUUCUCCUUGUGGGUGGUGCAUGGACAAUGGGCUUCUUAUAUUCCUUGGUGAACACUCUUCCCAUGAUAAAGUUACACUUCUGUGGACCUACUGAGAUCAAUCAUUUCAGUUGUGAGCUGCCUCCACUUCUACUGCUCUCCUGCACUGAGACUUUCACCAACAAGGUGGUGCUUCUUUCUUCUGCUGUGUUAUUUGGCUUGAGCUCGUUCCUCCUCACUCUGAUAUCCUACAUUCACAUCAUCUCCACUAUCCUGAAGAUGCACUCUGUGGAAGGCCGGUAUAAAGCUUUUUCAACCUGCAGCUCCCACCUUAUUGUAGUGGGUUUGUUUUACUCAGCAGCCUUUUUUCGGUACAUGAAGCCUACCUCAAAGACUUCAUCAGAUCUGGAAAGACUGGUCUCCAUCCAGUACAGCAUCUUAACCCCCAUGUUAAACCCUGUCAUCUACACACUGAAAAACAAGGAGGUGAAAACAGCUGCAUGGAAAAUUUUAGGGUAA